Messenger RNA from Numida meleagris (helmeted guineafowl), 7624 nucleotides. RefSeq names its product prominin 2 (gene PROM2). Gene Ontology annotation, cellular component: apical plasma membrane; microvillus; cell surface. Lineage: Eukaryota; Metazoa; Chordata; Aves; Galliformes; Numididae. The transcript is spliced from 24 exons. The record is from RefSeq and is a predicted model, not a curated record. The coding region runs from base 4853 to 7327 and encodes 824 amino acids. Gene Ontology annotation, molecular function: cholesterol binding.
UCCUUGGAAGGUGAUAGUAAAGAGGCCAGCUGUGUGAUUUCCUAAACAACUGGCAUAGUCCUCAGCCCUCCCAUGAGUUUCUACUUGAACCUUCAUCACGGUGAUGGAGGAGGAGGGAGAAGCAGCCUUCAGUGGAAGCCACACACAGAUAACUGAAUGGGGCUGGCUGGAAGAACACCAGCGAAGCUUCCAGUGGUAGUGGUCAGGUUGUGUCCAAGAGAUGUGAUGGAGAUGGCACUGGACAUGGAUGGAGGUGGGAUUUGGCCAAUUUUUGCCCAAUUCAUGGUGAAGGUCACCCAUCCACCGGUGUGGAGCAACUUUGGGUUAGCAUUUCACGAGAGCCACUAAGCAACAGUCACCUACUAAUAAAACACUUUGGUUGGUGUGGGAUUCCUGUCUCUUAUCAAUGAGAUGUGGUUAUUUUGCUUAGCUAUCAGCACACAUGCAGUGAAAUGGCAUAGUUCAGGUUUGGUGGGUAGCUGCAUGAUAUGUUAGCUUAUCACAGCGAUAGACUCAGCCUGAAGCACUGCUGUUUGGUUGACACGCAUAUGUGGGCCUUCCAUUUGGUUUUGUUCUAUCAUUGUUUCUUCCCUGAGACUCUGAAUUGGAAGGAAGAAACGUCUCCUCCAGGAAAUCAGUUCCAGGGACUCAGCGAACCUGUGAUGGAGCAGCACUGGGUGGGGAGGGGAAGUCAACAGAAGCGGAUAGAACCUGAGGUCAGGAAGAAGAAAGCAACAGCCUGAUCUUAAUGCACUGAGGAACAGAGCAGCCAGAAAUCACAGGAGGAUGUUCAGGUUGGUGGGGCCGUGCUGCUGCAGAAGAGCACAGGAAUAGCUGUGUGUUGUCAGCUCGCUAAUCCAGGUAAUGCUUUAUGCUGGCAGUGCUGAGAUCCUGCUCACAGCUCAUUAGGUGUGCACUAAUUUGGUUCCCUGCAAGCCUGCCAUUAACUGCUCUGUGGCCAUGCACAUAAACCCAAAUAUAGGUCUAAUCUGAGCUUAGAAUUGGUACAGAAUUAGUGGCUAAAAGCAGAACAAAGGAAGUAGAAGUAGCACAGGAUUUCUAAAAACAAAGCUACCCUGACCCAGGGUUAUUUCGUAUCUAUCUUCAAAAGUAGAUGUGCAGAACAGGGCUGAUGCUCUCUGACCCAGCAAGUUCUGCAGCAGGCAAGGUUAAUCUGCACUGUUUUGCAUUUUGUGAUGGAUAAAACCAGUGUUCCUGCAGCUUAAGGCCUUCCACCCCAGGAAGAGCAUAUCCUGUGGGGUGCCAUGGUGUGCGCUGCGAAGGCCUCUGGGGCAAACUGGGAAGGCCCUACAGUACACUGAGCUCUACAAGUGCUCUUGGGCACCUAAUAGUACACUUGGGGUGCCCUGUGAGGCCUCUGGGGCACCUGGGGAAGCCCCUGGGGCACCCUGGAGCACACAUUUGAGCCCUGUGGGUACCCUUGGGCACCCAAGAGUGCAGGCCGGGGCCUGGGGAGGCCUCUGGGGUGCCUGUAGCACACCAGUGAGCCCUCUGAGUGCUGCAGGGCACCCAGGAGUAGAAUGGGGACCUUGGGCGGCCUCAAGGGCACGCAGGAGUAUCAGUGGAGUUUCCUCAGUGUGCCUGAGAUGCUUCCAUGUGCGUCUGAGAGGCCUCCCAAGGCCCCUUGUGUGCUCUCGGGUGUCUGAGAGUACCAGCAGAGACCCGCAGGGGAUCUGAGGCCUCCCCUGGUGCCCAAGGGGCCCACCAGUUCCCCACUGUGUGCUAUCGGGUGCACCCAGGGGUACCCACAGAGCUCCUCGGUGUGCUCUAGGGCACCCAAGAGGACUACUAAGGCCCCCCCAAUGUACUCUGAGGUGCCCAAGGUUACCCGCUGAGCUCCAGGGCACUCGAGAUGCUUCUCUGAGCUACCUAGAGUCCUCCCUUCUCCACUCUGUGGAAUCUCAUGCACCCGAGGGUACCCACAGUGCUCCUCUAUGUCCUCCAAACCGCCCUUGAGGCCUCUCGGGGCCACCCUUGUGUGCUCUUGGGCACCCAAAGGUACCCGCAGAGCUCCUUGCUGUGCUCCAAGUCCCCCCCACAAGUCUUCCCCAGGUGCCUGAGAAGUCCCCCAUUUCAUCUGAGCCAAACGUCAGCACUCAUCUGCGUUCUUUCCGUUGCUGUAGGAGGCUGCUGGUGUGCUGUAGACAGCACUAGGAGGCUCUAGGCAGAUUUUGGCUUCACUGGGAGCGUGCUUGGGGUCUCUAAGCAGAACUGGGGAGCACUGGGAGGUUGUUGAAGGGCUACAGACAGCACUGGUGGAAUACUAGGAGGACAAUGGGGGGUCUAAACAGUACUGAGAUGCCACUGGGAGAGCCCUGGGCGACACUAGGCUGUGAUUGAGAAGUUGUAGGCAGGACUAGGGACCAUUGGGGAGCAAGAAAGCCCUGGUGGGGGGAUCUAGACAACAGUGGGAGGUAUUGGCUUUGUAUUACAAGGUUCUAGGCAGCUUUGGAGGAUACUGGGAGGCACUGAGAUGCUGUAGGCAGUACUGGGGUUGCACUGGAAGUGUACUAGGGUGUUCUAGAUAGCAUUAAGGGGCACUGGAAGAGCACUGAGGAGCUACUGACAGUACCGGGGGGUACUGGGAUUGCACUGGAGUGCUCUAGGCAGUAUUGGGAGCACUGGGAUUGUGCCAUGAGGUUCUAGACAGCCCUGAGGGAUACUGGGAGGGCACUGGGAUGUUAUUGAAGUGCUGCAGACAGCACUAGGGGGCACUGGAGAGCUUCGGACAACAUUUUGGACGCUGGAGGGCUCUAUGCAGUGCUGGAAGAUGCUAGGAAGGAUCUGGGCAUCUCUAGGUACCAUUGGGAGACAGAUUAUUGAGGGGCUGCAAAUGGCACUGGGGGGGACUCCAAACAAUGCUCGGGACGCUGGGUUUGCAGUGUGAGGUUCUGGACAAUGCUGGGAGGCACUGGGAGGUUAUUGAGGGACUGCAGACAGCACCAGGGGGCACUGGAGAGCUUUGGACAGCACUUGGGGGGGCUCUAGGCAGCGCUGGGGGCACUGGGAAGGGUAUGGGGGCUCUGUGAAGUUAUAGAGGGGCUGCAGACCGUGCUGAGGAGCUCUAGACAGUACUGGGGGCCAUGGGAUUGCACUGUGGGGUUGUAGAUGGCCCUGGGGGGACAGUUGAAGAGCCCUGGGGGCCCAUAGGUGACUCAGGGAUGGGAAAUCAUUUUUUUGAACAGGAAAUCAUCGUGGGAACGGGAAAGUGUUGGUGGUGGGCUUCUGCCCUCCAUUCCUGGGCCACAGGACAGGCUCCAGCCCCAAACCCUCUGGGCCAAGGUGCUGCAGGGCCGACACCUAGAGCAGAAGAUGCCCCACAGCGACCUGGGCAGGCACAUGCUGGAGCCCAUCCAGACCCCCGUGCCCAUCUCUGGGGCAGUACAGUGCAACAAACACAUUGAUGUCCUGGGAGCUGCCACUGCCAGCCCCAUCCCUUCCCCUGCAAAAACCACCUCUCCCCCAAAAAACCUUUGUUGGGAUGCAGAAUUUUUGGGAUGGAAAAGCAAGAAGUAUUUGGAUAAUGAGUGGUUGCUGGGAUAGGAAAUCACUGGGAUGGGAUUAUUAUUAUUUUUUUUUUCUUCUUUAUUUUCAUUUCUCUUACAUAGCGCUUUAUUGGGGUUUAUCACAGCCCACUCCCGCUUCCCAUGCCUGCCCCAUGAAUUGGGGCAGGGAUGGCCAUCGUGGAAUGGAGCAGAUGGAUGGAGGGCUCCUGUUUUGCUGUGGGCAGCCAUGGGAGAUGCGGGGAGCACUGGGAGGAGCCGUUCCCACGGCACAGGGAAGCGGGGGUGGCUAGAGCUGCUUUGCAGUCAUAUAGACGUAUAUAGAUGCCUUGCAUAUAAUUGCUCUCCCGACUCCAUGCUUUUCUGGUCCUGGGAGUUUUGUCCCAGGACAGGAUUCACCCAAGCCUGUAGGUCCAGGGCAGGAUUUUCCAGUCCAGUGCAUCUCAUUCCCAGGAGGGUUAUAAAGGGGAACUGUAAGAAAGAGGGGGAUAGACUUUAGCAGAGUCUGUUGUCAGAGGACAAGGGGAAAUGGUUUCUAACUCAAAGAGGAGAGAUUUAGGCUGGAUAUAAGGAAGAAAUUAUUUACAACAAGGUUGGUGAGGAACUGAAACAUGGUGCCCAGAGGGAUGGUGGAUGCCCCAUCCCUGGAGACAUCCAAGGUCAGACUGGAUGGGGCUCUGAGCACUUAAUCGAGUUGUGGAUGUCUCUGUUCAUUGCAGUAAGUUGGACCAGAAGAUCUUUAAGAGCCCCUUCCAACUCAAACCAUUUUACAAUUCUAUGUAGAGCAGUGUCCCAUCCCCCAAUCUGCUCCAGAAAGUUGCUGUGACCAUCCCCUACUGGGGGAAAAGUACUUUUUUCGCGAGGGGGAACAAAACUGCUUUGUACUCUCCCCCAAGGGGGAAGCUCCCUCCCUUCCUGCCAUCCUUAUCACUAGUGCUCAGCUCCUGCUACGGAGCAGGACGUGGCCAUGGGGCAGCUGGGGACAGGUCCCGUCCAAGCCCAGCCAGGGGGGGAUGCUCUUUGCAGGGUGAGGAGGGAUCUCUGCUGCCUGCAGGGCUGAGCCUGCCGAGGGACGCAAUGCUUGCAAAACAGCCCUGGGAUGGCUUGGGAAGGUUUGAGCGGCUCAUCACCCCGCCUUGCACAGCCCGGCCAAGCCCAGACGCCCCAGGGAGCCCGGGGGAGCAGCAACGCAGCGUCUGGGCUGGCGGCAGCCAACCUGUCAGGCAGGUUUCCUUACAGCAGCCAACGAAGCCACCAGGGCCGGGCAUGCCCCUCCGUGCGCUUGCAGGCUGACGGGGCCGCCCGGCUCUUUCCUCACCGCCGAAGCCAUGCGGGCGGCCGGGCUGCUCCUCGCUUGGGUGCUGCUGCGUCCUGCUGGCACCCAGCAAUGUCACCCUGGCAGCCCCGCUGGUGUCCUCCGCUUCACCGACACCCACGCUGAAAUCCGAGUGCCGGCGCUGCACCGCGUGCCCAGCUCCCUUGACCCCCUCUAUGGCCUCGUCCGACACUACCUGGACCUCAUCCAGCAGAACCCCCUACCCACAGAGCUUCUCAGGGCAGCCCUGAACGACCCCAGCUCAGUGCGGACAUCACAGGUUGUGCAGUACGAGCUGGGCUAUGUCAUUUGUGCCGCGGUGGCUCUGCUCUUCACUGUGGCUGUGCCAGUGGCAGGGCUGUGCUUCUGCUAUUGCCGGAGCCGGCGGCGGUGCGGGGGCCGCCUGCGUGCCCACCGGCGCUCCCUGGCCUGCAGGCGCCGCUGCCUCCUCAUCUGCCUCUCCAUCACCUCCAUCAUCAUCCUGACCAGUGCCAUCUGUGCCUUGGUCACCAACCAGCGAGUGAAGGAGCAGAUGGAGCCGGGGCUCGGUGCCGUGCCGGCCACAUUGCGCACGCUGCGGCAGCACAUUGCCAACGUCCCCCAGGGUGUGCAGAUGGUGGUGGACCAGUUUGAAGUGCCCCGGCAUCAGAUAAUCUCUGACCUGGGGGGGGUGAGCCGCAGCGUGGGGUUCUCCAUCCACACACAGCUGAAGGCGAUGACCUACGCGGCACUGGCGGACCUGCAGGACAGGGCAGGAGACCUACAGACCUCGCUGCACCAUUUACAGAUUCUCAACAAGACGGUCCGAGCGCUGACAGCAGCACGGGCUGAGCUGGAGCCAGUGCUGGAGGAGCGGCGGCAGCGUGUGGUCGCGCUCCUGGAUGAUCCGCGCUGCACCUCUUGUGCCAGCGUGCUGGGCAGGGCGCAGAGCCUGCAGCUGGGUGCUGACUACAGCAAGGUGCCUUCGGUGGAGAAGGUGUUGAAGACGUUGGCUGGUCUGCCCCGGAGUGACUUUGCAGAGAUGAUUCGGCAGGGCAAUGGUACAUUCAAUUCUAUCCCGGAGCUGGCUGUGGAGAGGAUGGCGCAAGUGAUCCAGGAGCUGCGGGAGGAGAUGGCCCGAGUGUCAGAGAAGGUGCAGACCAUAGCUGAUGGCUUCCCCCUCCCUGACUACACCCGGCACAUCAACGAGGCCCUGCUGAAGGCAGAGGACAGGAGUCAGCCUUUCCUCCGGGAGGUGGAGCGCUUCGAGUGGUACAGGUGGGUUGCAGGCACGACGCUGUGCUCCAUCGUCCUCCUCAUUGUCGCCUGCAAUGGGGCAGGGAUGGCUCUGGGGACGUACGGACUCUCCAAGAGGGAGGACCCGAGUGACUAUGAGUGCCGAGGAGAAGCCGGUGCCAAGUUUCUCAUGAUCGGCGUGGGCCUGGGUUUCCUGUUCUCCUGGCUCCUCAUCCUGAUGGUUUUCACCACCUUCUUGGUUGGGGGCAACAUCCAGACGUUGGUUUGCAGGAAUUGGGUCAACCAGGAGAUUUACAAGUUUAUUGACACCCCUGGGAACCUGCCUCCAUCCAUGAACCUUACCCAGCAGCUCAACCUCAGGAGGGACUCCAACCUCACUGCUGCAUACCGGGAAUGCAAGAGUGGCGCGGGGCUGUGGGAGGUGCUGCAGCUGGAGAAGUCCUAUGACCUGGAUGAGCACCUCAAAAGCCCCAAGUACACGGCCAACUUCCAAAAACGCCUGGGCGACUUCACGGCACGGCUGGGCGACGUGCGGCUGCUCCGCAGCGAGGGCAGGAACGACCUGGAGACCUUUGCCCGCAGCGGCGUGGAUGAGGUGGACUAUGGGCGCUUCCAGGAGGAGAUGAAGAUCCCCAUUGUGCAGACCAGCAUCCCCGCCCUGGCUCGGAGCCUGGAGGGGCUGCAGAAGAUGCAGAGGAAUGGCACGGUGGCAGGACGGCUGGCUGCUGAGGCCAGGGCUCUGUGGCAGAUGCAGAACUCCACGGUGCAAACUCAGGAGGCGUUGGUGGUGAAGCUGGGGGAAAGCGUCCGGUUCCUUUCACGCUUGGCACCGCACCUGCAGGAGCGAGUGAAGACCACACUGGCCACCAUUGCCUCAGUGGAAGCCCGGCUGCCUGUACAAGCCCAGCAGAUCCUCCGACAGGAGAUAGGCUGCUUCACGAGGAAGGAGCUGCGCUACUUCGCUCAGUACCUGCACUGGGUCGGACAGACGUUGAGGGAGGAUGUGGCUUCAUGCCAGCCUCUCGCCACAGCCCUUGACAACGGGAGGGUGAUCCUGUGCGACCGCAUUGCUGACCCCUGGAACGCCUUCUGGUUCAGCCUGGGGUGCUGCACCUUCUUCCUCAUCCCCAACAUCAUCUUUGCCAUCAGGCUCACCAAGCAUUUCCGCCCCAUCCGCAACCGGCUCAUCUCUACAGGGUCAGAGGAGACCUGUCCCUUCCACAUCCCUCGUGUCACAGCGCUGAAGCUCUAGGCCAGGCUCUGCAGGGACACCCGUGUCCAUGCACUGUAGGGCUCCAGGUCCUUGCCACAUCUCUUCCUCAGUGUCUGAGCACCAAUGGGGACCCCCCUGGAGCCUGGCUGACCGGGGACCUCAGGCAGUGUCCCUGCAGCUCCCGCUGACCGCUGGCUCACCCGCUGCACACGCAGACCCCGCUGCGACGCGUGCCUGGCUCCCUCUUGCCCACCGCAGCCCUCCUGCAGCAGCACCUUGCAACGCUUCUCCACUCCCAGGAUGGAGCACAUUAAACCUUCCUGAGCCAAACCCACC